GUUUAGGAUAAGAUCAUGUUACUAAGCUUCUUACCAAUAUACUUUUGACGCCAUUUAAAUAAGCGAAUUUUAUAUCUAAGUCUUCUAAUGAGAUAUCCUAGUUUAAAAGAUUCAGUUUACCAUAUGUUCUAAUAAAUAAAUUAACAACAUAAGUGAUUGCAUAAUGGUGAACGAAAGUAACAAUGCAAUAAAGGCAUAAUAUUGUGAAGUAGUUUGAGUGACCUUUAAAACAUAUUUCUUAACAUAAAUACACCUAACCUAAUUCUUGUCAUGUAAACAAAUAAGCUUAAAAAUGUAAACAUUGCGAAUUUAUAAAUCUUUUUUUCUUGAUAAUCAUACCUUGAUUAGUUGACCUGUGAAUAAAAUGCUGUGUGAUGAAUAAUAAUGAACUUUCAGGUUGAAAACUUCGCAAUGGAUGGUUUUAAAGAAAAAUUGAGGAAUAUUCUUCAUAGCAAUCAGUUUUGCGGGAUUUGCAUUGAACCGGAAGAGCAUAUAAGCACCCUUGAUGAUAGUUUCCAAAUAAUUGUAAACGGACAAUGUUACAGCAAAACAUUGAAAGAAAUAGUUGAAGUAGUUUUUAUAAAUGCUGAAAACAUACUAACAAGCUCUCAGAUAUGCAACAGUUGUUCAGAAAAACUAAUCCAGUCAUACAUAUUUAUCAAGAAUGCGGAAGAUUCAUCUGCAAUCAUAAAAAAAUAUAUAAAUGAUUUAUUUAAUAAAUCUGAUGAUAUUUUUGGUCAUUUAUGUAAUUCAAGCUUGGAAAGCUCAAAUGUUGUUAUUGUAUUAGAAAAUAAUAUUCAAGGAUACAAUGAUCAAGUGAAGAACAAAAAGUCUACAAUAAAAGAGGAAUUAGAAAAUUUAAAAAAGGAUGCAUCAAAACCAAAGAUCUCUAAAUUCAAAUGUCUGAACUGCAAUGUAAAACUACCCUCUAACAGAACUUUUAUGUUACACAGACAAAAAUGUCACAAAAAAGGUUUAUUGCAAUGUGAUGAAUGUUUAAAGACAUUUAAAAACAAGCAGUACUUAAAUGCACAUUACAAAGUACAUUCUAAAAUAAAAUGCAAAGUUUGUGAUGAACUAAUAAAGAGUACUGAAUUAACAAAUCAUAUGCAAACUCAUACAGAUUCCAUACACAAGUGUUUACAAUGCAAUGAAGAAUUCUAUUCUAAAAAUGCGUUAGAAAUUCAUGAAAGAAUGCGCCAUGCUAAAACUGAAAGUAACCAAUGUUUGAUGUGUUUUAAGAGUUUUAUCACACAAGACGAGUUAAAGCUACAUAAUUGCAAGUACACCUGUCCGGAAUGUUCUGAACAUCCUUGUAUGCACUACAAGUAUUUAAUGUUCUAUAGAGAACAAAUGCUUAAGAAUGCUUCGAGAGCAAAGUGUUUGGACUGUGACUAUUUAUGUAGAAAUAAGGAGGUUUAUUUAGGACAUGUGAAUCAGGAACAUUUAAAUCACCAUCCAUAUUCUUGUGAUAAAUGUGGACGGCAGUUUUACUCGAAAUUCGUGUUAAGAACCCAUCUACAUAGAUUUCAUAGAGAUACUUUUGUUUGUCAGUACUGUGACACUGAAUACAGUAAUAUUAGUAUUUAUGAGGAUCAUGUUAAGUUUUGUGGGACUGUCAAUAGGAAUUUUGCUUGUAAAGAAUGUCCUGCAUCUUUUGAAGUCGUAGAUAAACUGCUAGAGCAUGAAAAACGCAGACACAGCAAUAAUUUUCCAUGCGAUCAGUGUAAUAAAAAGUUUUCUACAGCAUCUAAAAGAAAAGACCAUGUAGACAAUGUUCACAGUGGCAUUCAAAUUAAAAAUAAAGUUCUGAACGUUGAAUGUGUUGUGUGCCAGAAGAUGUUCGAUUCAAAAGGAGACUUGGUACUGCAUAUGAAAUCACACGGCCCAAACACUAGGUAUCCGUGCAGGAUUUGUAAUACUGAAUAUGAGACUUUGAGACAGUUUCGCGCGCAUAAUAGAAAACAUGGUGGUCCAUUCGCAACUUGCGAGGUUUGUGGGAAAGAGAUGAGAGCGAUUCUUCUAAAGAAACAUAUGGGUACCCACAGAGACAGUGUUGAGACGUGUGAGACCUGCGGACGGUCUUUCGCCAACAUCACCUUGCUAAAGUACCACCAAAAGGUCCAUUUAGAAAGCGUGCCCUGUCCAAAAUGCAAGAAGUUGAUAAACCCAGCGCGAUUACGUAGACAUUGGAAAGCACAUCUGCUUGAAGAGAAUCCUGACUUAAAGGGAUCCAAAAAACAAACACCGAAACUAAAAUGCGAGCAAUGUGACUACAUAACAUGGAACAAUACACUUCUCGAAUGCCACAUGAACCGCCAUCAUUUAAAAAUCAAGCCGUAUGUCUGUCAUAUAUGUAGCAAGGACUUUAUUGGGAAACAUUUGCUGAAAAAACAUAUAGAAACGCAUCAGUUGGACAAAUCCGUGGUCUGUAUGGUGUGUUUGAAAAGUUUCGCGAAUUCCGCUUGUCUGAAAAUGCAUUUACGUUUGCAUACGGGCGAAAAGCCUUUUACUUGUGAAGUUUGCGGGGAUCGAUUUAGGUCUUCUAGUAUUAUGAAUGUCCAUAAGUUGAAGAAGCAUUCGGAUAAGAGGAAUAUUUGUCCGUUAUGCUCGAACAAGUUUCAUACUGUGAGGGACUUGAGAAGGCACGUGAUUAAAGUGCAUUGGAAGCAGAAGAAUAAACGGUUUGAUCCUCGAGAGCUGAAGGGUUUGGAUAAAGAGCACUAUCAUUUGUUUCAUGAUGGAAGGAGAGUCAAAGUCGCGGAGGAAGAUGUUGACUUUUAUAUGCCAUGUUGAUGUUAUCAGUAUUCGUUAGAGUCCUCUUAUCAUGUAUGAUGUAAGCCGAUUUCUAAUUGAAUAGAGGUCGCUACGUGCUGUGUAGUUUGCAGUCUCGCUUUUUGGAGUUCAUAGUAGUUAUUGGAUUUGAAUCGACAGUACAAAUAUUUCGAUACUGAAAUAAUAAUGUUGUAAUUUUAAGUUUAAUUAUGUUGGAUUAUACGCAUUGUUAUUCACAG
Molecule: messenger RNA, 3014 nt
Organism: Trichoplusia ni (cabbage looper)
Lineage: Eukaryota; Metazoa; Arthropoda; Insecta; Lepidoptera; Noctuidae
Product: oocyte zinc finger protein XlCOF6-like
Exons: 2
Coding region: 385-2796 (803 amino acids)
Biological process (GO): regulation of transcription by RNA polymerase II
Cellular component (GO): nucleus
Molecular function (GO): DNA-binding transcription factor activity; zinc ion binding; RNA polymerase II cis-regulatory region sequence-specific DNA binding
Source: RefSeq, a predicted model, not a curated record